Messenger RNA from Hydra vulgaris (swiftwater hydra), 873 nucleotides. The record is from RefSeq and is a predicted model, not a curated record. Lineage: Eukaryota; Metazoa; Cnidaria; Hydrozoa; Anthoathecata; Hydridae.
CUUGCAGAUACUUGAUAUCUUUCUUUUUAUUCAAAGUUAAAGACGUACGCUUUAAAUAAGUUCGAGUGUUGAAAAAUGGUUUUAAUAAUAUAUUUUUCUCUACUUUUUUUAGUGGUGAGGAAGAAAAAAUCUCACUUCUCGUUUGGUUCAAUAUAGCACCACAUCAUUUCGAAACUAAAUGGAAUCAAAUCAAGAACGUUGUCAUGAAUUUGACUUUUUUAAAGGUGCAAUACAAGUGAUUUUGGACACAUAUCCACGCGAUAAUAGAAGACGACAUUUUUCAAAUGCUUAUUACAACCGAAAACUUUCAAAUGGUGAGGUUAUUUCACGACGUUGGCUUGUGUACUCAGUUUCUAAAGAUGCGGUAUUUUGUUUUUGCUGCAAACUUUUGGAUUUCAACAUGAAUUUAAAGUUAAACGGAAAUGGAUUUUAUAAAUGGAAGAAUUUAACAGAAGCAUUAAAAAUUCACGAAAAUAGUAAGUCACACAGAAUUGCUUAUCAACUAUGGAUUGAGACAGAAAUACGAAUGAAAGUUGGUGAAACUAUUGAUAAACAAGAACAAAAACUAAUCGAAAAGGACAGUUUAAGGUGGCGAAGUGUUUUUGAACGAUUGAUAAACAUUACUUUAUAGAUAAAUUGUAUGCAGUUAAUAGCGGCAAAUUUUUAGGAUUGGUACAAUUACUCGCUAAAUUUGAUCCUAUCAUGUUAAACCACGUCACGCUAGCUCUUAAAGGAGAUAUUUCUGAUCAAUACUGUGGAAAAACCAUUCAAAAUGAAAUGAUAGAUAUAAUUGCAUCAAAAGUAACCAACAUAAUUAUAUCCAAAGCUCUAAAAAGAACAUAUUAUUCUAUUAUUGCUGACUGCACUCCUGAC